AUGACUUCAGAAACAAACCUUAGUCAAUAUCAUCAUAACUUAGCAUCAUCCACUGCCAAUACGAUGCCCAUAUCUCAACAGUUACAAAGUACUUCACAAUUACAACAUUUACAUCAACAAUUACAACAACAACAAUUACCUUCUCAACAUCAACAGCAACAUCAACAACAUUUGCAACAGCAGCAGCAGCAACAGCAUCAGCAUCAACUACAGCAAGGACCUCCACCUCCAAUGUUAUCAAAUUUAAAUACUUCAUCAUUUGCCCCUCCUUCAUUACAAUCAACUCAUGGGAUUUUAAAAAUAUCAAAUUUACCUUCAGAUUUAACCAACAGAGAAGCAACAUUAAUCUUUGCAUUAGUAAUUGAUGAACUUGUCAAUGUUGAAAUUAAUGAUUAUCAAAUUUAUGCAUAUUUUAAAAAUUCAAAUACAUGUUUAACAACGGCAAAAUUAUUAGAUGGGAAAUAUAUUUUUGGUAAUGAAUAUCCUCCAAUUAAAGUUGAAUGUGAUUCAAAUACAUUAAUGCAUUCUCCAACUGCAAUCGCGGCAGCUACUCAUAAUACACAAGCUGCAUUUGGAAAUUUACGAUUAUCAACAUCUGCAUCAUCUGCAUCAGUACAACCUCAACUACCACAACAACAACAGCAACAGCCACAGCAGCAAAAAAUUCCUGCUCUACCGGUUGGAGCAGCUGGUCCUGUUGGCCCACCAGGUUCUGGAAUAUCCCCUCCACAUAUGAAUCAAUCACAAUUACAUCAUCAACCUUCAAAUAACUCAUUAGGUAAUGGAUCCACUUCGGCCACAACAACAACGGACCCUAAUACAUUUGAUAUGAUGCAAAAGAGACAAUCUAUAGGAAAUCAAAGAUCGAGGUUUGUGUUUAGUGAUCCAUUUUCACAAGAUGGAGGUCAACAACAACCUCCACAACAGCCACAACAACCAGGUGCUAUCACUCCAGGUGCAGGUCCAGUGGGGACUAUUGAUUUAAGUGAUAUAACUGGGAAAUCUAUCUUAUUAAUGGAAUCUCAGAAUGAUGCCCAAGAAUAUGAGAAUUUAGUUAGAGAUACUUGGGGACCAGGAAAUACGAAUCAACCGCCACAACAGUCACAACAACAGGGUGGACAUACUGGAUCGUCAUUAUCUUCUGGUCCACAAACACCGGGUGUCAGUGCUGGUCCUAUAAAUGGUCCAAGUGGAUUAGAUUGGAAUAUAGGUAUAAAUCAGAAUGGAUCAGGAAGUGGAGGUCCUAGUGGUGGCGCUGGGAUUGUUAAUCCACCUCCAGGUGAGGUUAGGAGAACAUCAUCAUCUACUGCAUUUUUCAACUCGGGAACGACAUCAGCUACCACUGCUGUAGGUCCAAAUAUACCACCUCAAAUUGGAAAUUUGAUUGGAUCUCAGAAUCCAAAACCACCAAUUGGUCAACCAUCUUUGAAUCUCAAUUUAGGUAAUCCAACCACCACAGCAAGCACAACAAGCACAACAAGCACAACCACAAACCCAAGCAAAAAGCUAGACGAUCAUCAACAACAACAACCAUUGACAAUCGCCCAGAAAUUAGCGCGUGGUCCACCAACCUCCCAAACCACAUCCACCACCAGUAGUACAACUUCAUCCCAAACCAGUCCACCUAAUCAGAAUACAAAAGUCCAAAUAGUAGGCAAAGAUAAUACUAUGCCCGAUUUAUCCCUAUUGGCAAGAGUGCCUCCACCCGCUAACCCUGCCGACCAGAAUCCUCCUUGUAAUACCCUAUAUGUCGGAAAUCUCCCUCCAGAUGCCACCGAAGCUGAAUUAAGAGCAUUAUUCUCGCCUCAGAAGGGGUUUAGGAGAUUAUCAUUCCGGAAUAAAUCAAUGUCGUCAUCCACGAGUGGUCCAGGUGGGUCGUCUACGAAUCCUCCAGCAGGACAUGGUGGUGGGGGUGGUGGACAUGGUCCGAUGUGUUUUGUUGAGUUUGAGGAUGUUGCGCAUGCGACUCGGGCAUUGGCGGAGUUAUAUGGACGGGCAUUGCCUCGCGCUGGGGGUGGGAAUGGAAAAGGUGGGAUUAGGUUGAGUUUUUCGAAGAAUCCGUUGGGUGUUAGGGGUCCUGGGAGUGGUGCUAGGGGGAGACAAUCGAUGGGAACUGGGCCUGGUGGGAGUGGGAGUGGGAGUGGAAGUGGUGCGAGCGGAAGUGGUGUUGUGACUAGUGGAAGUGGUGGAGUUGGGAAUUAUGGAUAUCUGAAUUAUCAUAAGUCGUGA
This is a messenger RNA of Hemisphaericaspora subhashii, 2229 nucleotides long. It is a transcript of the gene WHI3, whose product is annotated as mRNA-binding protein. The transcript has a single exon. Gene Ontology annotation, molecular function: mRNA binding. The record is from RefSeq and is a predicted model, not a curated record. Bases 1 to 2229 code for a protein of 742 amino acids. Lineage: Eukaryota; Fungi; Ascomycota; Pichiomycetes; Serinales; Debaryomycetaceae.